AUUUCCGUCCCUCGCAACCUCCGCCAGCCCAAAUAUCAGAAGCAUCGCAGAAUGCUGCCACCCCGAGCUGCAAUCGGUCGGGUACCGGGGGCCUCCCUGUCACUACGGCCCCAGAUUCAUCAUGGCCUGCGUCAACCGUUUCGUCCCUUCACGCACAACUCCCGCCUCUCGCUCGUCUCGACGCCGUUAGGUCGCCCUCAGCUGCCAUUCCUCUCCCCGCUGACGAGCACUCGCCCUCAACCGCCGUUGUCUAUUCACCUCCGACAGCACUUUGCCCGAUUGAUCUCUACCGAGAGCCGGAAUUACUACCGCCGACGGAUCUCCCGGGGUCUGCGAAUCGGUCUCACGUUCUACGCCAUCCUAGUCAUGUUCCAAAUCAUCAAGCUAGGCGUGUACCAGGAAGAAAUCGAGCACCAAUGGCCCACUCCGCCCGAGUGGUCCUGGAAAAGUCGCUGGUGUCUCCGGUCGGCCCUGGCGCAGCAGAACCCCGAGCAAAUCGGCAAGCUGUUGGCCAGUUGGCCCCUGGUCGCGGGAUACACGCGGGAGCUGAUCGAGCGAUUGGAGAAUCCCGAGGUCGAGGGCCAGGGUGUUGUUGAGCAGAGCGAUGGCGGGUUCUUGGUCGAGGGCGUGGGCAAGACCGGAUUGGAUGUCUCCGCCAAGAGUGAGCCGUGGAGGAGAGGUUAUCACCAGGCCCUGAUGGGCGCUGCUAGGGCCGCAGAGAACCUCGACGGUUGGUUGACGGAUCGCAAGCAGCGCAUCUCCGCGCCGGCAGAAUACGUCGUGGGCCCCUCGAACCCUCGUCCGAAGCCCAUGCCUGUCGGCCAGAAGACGACACUGCAUGAGGAGGAUUGUGAACCGGCCUCCCCCGGCCCCGAGACCUUCUACAUGAAGAUCUUGACGACGCGGGGCUUCGACACGCGGCAGAAGCUCGACGCCGCCCUCGCCUACGCCGACUGGCUUGAGUACAAGGGUCUCCAAGAUACCGCGAGCGACAUGUACAGCUGGGCCAUGGACAUCGCUACCUCCGCCUCCCCCGUCGAAGCCUCGAAGGUCGUGGACAUGAAGACGGGCGUCCUGAAGAACGACGGCAAGUACCUGCCCUCGGAAAACAUCAUGCGCGUCUCCACGGCCCUUGCUGUCCACCAUGCCCGCCAGAAGAACCUCCCCAUCUCCCUCUCCCUCUUCACCUCCGUCCUUAAGGCCCGUCGCGCCCUCCCCCCGGCGGAACCAGGCACCAUCUUCCCCACAUCUCCCUCCAUCAAGAGAACCCCCGACCCCAUCCGCGCCUUUUUCAACGCCAUCAAAACCGUCCUCACCCCCGUCGAAUACCCCGCGCCUCUCCCCUCCGGCGACGAACCCCCCGUCCGCGCCCCCACCGCUCCCUGCGACGAAGCCGGCCUCAUGACCUACAUCGGCGAAAUCCUCUUCGCCUCAUCGUCCCAGGAGACCGGCCUCGCCUGGACCCGCGACGCCGUUGACACGGCCGAGUCCACGAUCCUCGAAUUCGGCGGUCCGGAAUCCUUCGACGCCCACCGCUGCACGGAAUGCCUCCGCGUCGGCCUGAACAACUGGAAAACCAUGGUCGCGCAGCUCCUGGCGCAAGCCAAGAAGGACGAAUCCGAGAGCCUCCAGAACGCCGAGAAGGCGUGGUUUGGUGGCCAGAAACGCGCGCAAGCCAAGUCCUUGGAGCGCAAGCGCUGGGACGCCGAGAAGCUGAUCCUGGAUGAUCGGAUUAAUCGGCUCUGGCCGACCCUAGACGGCGAGACCGGAUUGGGCUCUAUGGCGCCGAAUAGUUCCUUGUUUACUUGAUUAGCCUCCUCUUCCUCUUCCUCUUCCUCCUUCUCUUCGUGUCUCUCUAGAAUGAGAUUCGUGGCGAUUUGAUUGAUUAUUUAUUUUCUGACUUCCUAUACAUACAUACCAUGGUGUUUAUUGAUGUUCAAUGUUACUUUUUGUGUCUUGGAUGGGGUGUUUGGCGGAAAAUCUCAUUUCAUUUCAUUGGCAUCUGCCUACCUACUCGACUGUAUUUAUUAGUGCAUAACUUAUUUGCAAGUAGCAUCAGAGGGCGAAAACAAAAUGAAAGGAC
Aspergillus steynii IBT 23096 is the source of this 2083-nucleotide messenger RNA. RefSeq lists its product as uncharacterized. The coding region runs from base 52 to 1809 and encodes 585 amino acids. The record is from RefSeq and is a predicted model, not a curated record. The transcript has a single exon. NCBI's taxonomy places the organism in Eukaryota, Fungi, Ascomycota, Eurotiomycetes, Eurotiales, Aspergillaceae.